UGUAUAAAACACCCACAAGCAGCCUCAACCUCUACCCUUCAUCAUUCACACACCAGGUGGAACACAGGGAAGAUGGUGGUGAUGGGGCACCAACUAGAAAAGCUGGUGGGCAGCCUCAAGGCCAAGCUGAAGUCACUGAAGGGGAAGAAGCCUUAUGAUAAGAUGGGCAAGACGGAUAGCAUGAGGGUGGAGAUCAGAAGCAAGAGGGCUCAGAAGUUCAUAGCCAAGAACCUUAAGACGGCCGACUCCAUGGGCAAAAAAAGCUAUGCCUUUUAGUUCCAGCACUAGUGUGAUUUUCCUGUAAUGAACUUUCUCUCUCUCUGUCUCUUUCUCUCUCUCUAUAUAUAUAUAUAAUUUAGAUAUUCCCACCCACCAUGAUUAGUUUCUUGUUUCAUUGAGGUGAUGAUGAAGGGAUGGAAGCUGUUCUCGGCUUGUUUAUCUUA
This is a messenger RNA of Musa acuminata subsp. malaccensis (wild Malaysian banana), 443 nucleotides long. The record is from RefSeq and is a predicted model, not a curated record. NCBI's taxonomy places the organism in Eukaryota, Viridiplantae, Streptophyta, Magnoliopsida, Zingiberales, Musaceae.